UCUCAUCAACCACCACUCUUUCUUUCUCUUUCACACGCAUAAAAAUCUCAACUUUCAAAUUCAAAACACUCAAUUCCUCAUUUUAAUAAUUAAAACAUUAGUUUAUUAAUCUAUAAAUCACUUCUAAAACCCUAGAUCUUCAAAACCUUGCAUAAUAAACCCCCUCUCACUUUGAAUACUACACCGUUUCCUUUAUCCAUAAUGUCCGGUUUCAGAGGGAAUCCCAACGGACGCGGUGGCCGAGGCGAGAACCGCUUCUAUAAUCCUCCGCAUAUUCGCAAACAACAACAGCAGUUGCGGCAACAACAGGAAGAAGAACGGAGACUAGAGCAGGAACGUGAGCAUCAGAAAUUGAGUGUGGCGCCGGUUACGGUGGGGCCAGAUGAUGAAUGUGAAUCGUCGCCUUAUUGUCUAAGUGAAUCGACGAAUUUGGAUCGGUUCUUGGAGUACACCACUCCCGAGGUUCCAGCUCAGCAUCUGCCUAAGACUAUUUUAAGGAGAUGGAGAAACCAUGAAACAGAAUUUUGUCCAUACUUCAUGCUUGGUGAUUUAUGGGAAUCUUUUAAGGAAUGGAGUGCAUAUGGAGCAGGUGUUCCUCUUUUGUUGGAUGGGAAUGAAUCUGUCAAGCAGUACUAUGUUCCUUACCUGUCUGCCAUUCAACUCUAUACAGAUCCGUCAAGACCCUCCACAAGGCUGAGGAGGCCUGGUGAGGAGAGUGAUGCUGAUACGUCCAGGGAGACAAGUAGUGAUGGUAGCAGUGACGUUGGGGUAGAGAGGCGAAUUAAUGCUUUUGUUCAGGGGAGUUGGAGCCAGCAGAAUACAUCGGAUGAAAAUAGCCAGAAGUUAAAUAGGCUCUCGCUGAGAAACAAACCCUUGAUGGGUUCAUCAAGUGAUGAAAGUGAGAUUUGUAACCCUCCUGGCAAGCUUAUAUUUGAAUAUUUGGAGCACGAUACUCCAUUUAGUCGUGAACCUUUGGCUGACAAGAUUUCAGUUCUUGCAUCUGGAUUUCCCGAACUUAGGACAUACAGGAGCUGUGAUCUCUUACCUUCAAGUUGGAUAUCUGUGGCAUGGUAUCCAAUAUAUAGAAUACCUAUGGGUCCAACAUUACAGAAUCUUGAUGCCUGCUUUCUGACCUUCCACUCCUUGUCAACACCAUUUCAAAGUACGAGAUCUGAUGGAUUGUGCGUCCCUAAUGUUACUACCAACGGGGUGCACAGGGUUGACAUGUCCUUCAAGCUACCAUUGCCUACUUUUGGGCUUGCUUCAUACAAGUUCAAAGUUCCAUUCUGGAACCGCAAUGGAGUUUAUGAAUCUCAGAAAGCAAAUUCUCUGUUGCGAGCUGCUGACAACUGGCUUAAGCUUUUACAAGUAAAGCAUCCUGAUUACAUUUUCUUUAUAUCCCACAACUCCUACUUCAGGUGAGGGUGUUUUCCCUUUAAAAACUCAAAAAAGUUUUUAUACAA
Molecule: messenger RNA, 1463 nt
Organism: Pistacia vera
Lineage: Eukaryota; Viridiplantae; Streptophyta; Magnoliopsida; Sapindales; Anacardiaceae
Exons: 6
Coding region: 202-1422 (406 amino acids)
Source: RefSeq, a predicted model, not a curated record